GGAUGCAGUCAGGUCCCAUCAUGGCGGCUGAAGAGGCGGAUGUGGAUGUUGAAGGGGACGUGGUGCCGGCGGCGGCACAGCCCGGAAGUGAUGAAAAUACACCAUCUACUUUACAACAAGAUUACUAUCUUGAUUCAUCGUGGAGAACUCAGAAUGGUCUUAUUCCUUGGACUCUGGAUAGCACCAUCAGUGAAGAGAACAGAGCUGUCAUUGAGAAAAUGUUGUUGGAAGAAGAGUAUUAUUUAUCUAAAAAAUCACUUCCAGAAAAAUUCUGGCUUGAUCAAAAGGAAGAUGAUAAAAAAUACAUGAAGAGUCUGCAGAAAACAGCAAAAGUCAUGGUACACUCUCCUACAAAACCAGCCAGUUACUCAGUAAAGUGGACGAUAGAAGAAAAAGAGCUGUUUGAACAAGGGCUGGCUAAAUUUGGCCGAAGGUGGACCAAAAUUGCAAAGCUAAUUGGAAGUCGCACUGUUUUACAAGUGAAGAGUUAUGCCAAACAGUACUUUAAAACUAAGGUAAAAUUAGAUGGUCUGGAGAAGGAAACAUCAGAUCAGAAGAACAGCAGUGAUCCUCAGAUUAAAAAUGAAGGUGGGGGCACAGAGGCAUGGACACCAUCAGGUUUAAGGGGACGUGCUGAUCCCAACUUGAAUGCUGUCAGAAUUGAAAAGUUAUCGGAUGAUGAAGAAGUAGACAUCACAGAUGAGGCAGAUGAGUUGACUUCUCAAGCUCUCCAGAAGAAUCCUAGCAGUGAUCUCUUACUUGACAUUCCUAAUAGUAAAAGUCAUGAAACCAGUCAAGAAGUCAUUGCUUCUGACAGCCAGGAAAACCCCAUUUUUAAAUCUUCCAAGGAAUAUUUUCAGAAUAUAAAGCAAGGUGAUAUGGAAACACUUUCAAGCUCAAGAAUUACAUUUUGGACUGAAAAACAGAGCACCAGUGACAAAAAAUCAGUUUUUGAAUUAAAUAAUCAGAAAUGUAAUAAACUGAUGAAGAACUGCGAUAAGCAUGAUGGAAAUGGAGAUGAUGCCAGGCAAUUGCCUUCUCCAGAGCCUUGUGAAGUUCAGAAAGAUUUGAGUGAGGAUGAAAUGCUUUUUCAUUCUUCCUGCCAAAUGGAGGAGGAGAGCCAUGAGGAAGAAGAGCUUAAGCCACCAGAACAAGAAGUAGAAAUAGAUAGAAAUAUCAUUCAAGAAGAAGAAAAACAAGCAAUUCCUGAGUUUUUUGAGGGGCGCCAAGCUAAAACACCAGAACGCUAUUUGAAAAUUAGGAAUUACAUUUUGGAUCAGUGGGAGCUGUGCAAACCGAAAUACUUAAAUAAGACCUCAGUACGUCCUGGCCUGAAGAACUGUGGGGAUGUAAAUUGUAUUGGACGGAUUCAUACAUACCUCGAGUUGAUAGGAGCAAUCAAUUUUGGAUGUGAACAGGCUGUAUAUAACAGGCCACAACCAGUUGAUAAAGUACGAGUCCGAGACAGAAAAGAGACAGUGGAAGCAUACCAGCUCGCCCAGCGUCUGCAGUCCAUGCGCACAAGGAGACGUAGGGUCCGAGAUCCAUGGGGAAAUUGGUGUAAUGCAAAAGACUUAGAAGGACAAACAUUUGAGCAUCUCUCUGCUGAGGAGUUGGCAAGAAGAAGAGAAGAGGGAAAAUGCAAACCUGUUAAAUCUUCAAAAGUGCCAAGGCCAACAAAAAGCUCAUUUGAUCCCUUCCAACUGAUACCUUGUAAUGUUUUCAGUGAGGAAAAGCAGGAGCGAUUUCUGGUCAAAGUGGCUACAGCAGCACUUUUAAUAAUGGAUUUGCAUGCUCAUGUUUCUAUGGCAGAAGUGAUUGGUCUGUUAGGAGGAAGAUACUCAGAAGUUGAUAAGAUAGUUGAAGUCUGUGCAGCAGAACCCUGUAACAGUCUGAGUACAGGACUACAGUGUGAGAUGGAUCCUGUCUCACAAACACAGGCCUCGGAAACCUUGGCUGUACGAGGCUAUAGUGUUAUUGGAUGGUAUCAUUCUCAUCCUGCCUUUGAUCCUAAUCCUUCCUUACGAGAUAUUGACACUCAAGCCAAAUAUCAGAGUUACUUCUCCAGAGGCGGUGCAAAGUUCAUUGGAAUGAUUGUUAGUCCUUAUAAUCGAAACAAUCCUUUACCUUAUUCCCAGAUUACCUGCCUGGUUAUAAGUGAUGAAAUUAGCCCAGAUGGCUCAUACCGUUUACCUUACAAAUUUGAAGUACAACAGAUGUUAGAGGAACCUCGGUGGGGAUUAGUGUUUGAAAAGACAAGAUGGAUAAUAGGAAAAUACAGGCUGUCCCACAGCAGCAGUGUCCCCAUGGAUAAAAUCUUUCGCCGGGAUUCUGACCUGACUUGUUUGCAGAAACUUUUGGAGUGUCUGAGGAAAACUCUGAGCAAAGUCACCAAUUGCUUCAUUGCUGAAGAAUUCUUGACUCAAAUAGAAAAUCUAUUCCUUUCCAAUUAUAAAAGCAAACAAGAGAAUGGAGUGGCUGAAGAGAACUGUACUGUGGGUCCAAAGGACUUAUUAAUGUAAUUAUUUUAAAGUAAGGCAUUUUAAUCUUGACACAGUAGAUCCUACUUUCAAAGUUAUAACCUUGAAAUUAUUGUAAUUUAGUUAACCAUGGCACGGCUUUGAUCUUUUUUCUCUAGUUCACAAAAUCUAAACUUUGCCAUGUAAAUCACGUGACAAGAAAGAGAUGUGUACUUGUUUUCCUAUAGUGAUGAUGAGAAUGUUGUGUAAAGCAGGG
This is a messenger RNA of Ceratotherium simum simum (southern white rhinoceros), 2736 nucleotides long. The record is from RefSeq and is a predicted model, not a curated record. NCBI's taxonomy places the organism in Eukaryota, Metazoa, Chordata, Mammalia, Perissodactyla, Rhinocerotidae.